This is a messenger RNA of Truncatella angustata, 450 nucleotides long. RefSeq lists its product as uncharacterized. The coding region runs from base 1 to 450 and encodes 149 amino acids. The transcript has a single exon. Lineage: Eukaryota; Fungi; Ascomycota; Sordariomycetes; Amphisphaeriales; Sporocadaceae. The record is from RefSeq and is a predicted model, not a curated record. Gene Ontology annotation, biological process: polyketide metabolic process.
AUGGCAGCAGGGAAGUCUGACAGCGCCGACGCAGUGCCGCAGUCGGAGCAACUGAACAAGAGAAAAAUGAUCGAGUUCUACAAUUCUUAUAUCCGAGCCAUCAACGAGGGGCCCUCAGAGGCGGCUCUUUCACGGUUUGUGCGACCGGAAGUCACCCACAACUCCAAGGGCAUGCCUCUAUCGCGGUACAUCUCGCUCAUCACCGACACCAGCGUGGCUUUCCACGACAUGCUCGCGCAUAUCGUCGACUUGCUUGUAGACGAGGAGCUGCAGCUUAUCGCGGCCAAGAUUGAGUGGUCGGGAACUCUCAUAACGCCGCUGAGGGGAGUUGAGCCGAAUGGGCAAUCAACGAGGUUUUCGGAGAUGGUGCACUAUCAGCUCGAGUCAGGAUUGAUUGCGCAAGUCUGGUCCGUCGUUGAUUGGGACUCAUUCGCAUCGCAGACGAACUGA